GGCCCGGAAGGAGCUGAUGGGAGCUGGGACCUCGGCAGCCAUCGCGCUUUGCAGUUCGAACUAGAAGGUUGUAGGGCGGACUCCAGGUGGGGAAUUGCGAUCUGCCCAUUCGCAGACCCAGUAAGAUUUCGAUAUGUCCUUCAUAUUUGACUGGAUUUACAGUGGUUUCAGCAGUGUGCUACAGUUUUUAGGAUUAUAUAAGAAAACUGGUAAAUUGGUAUUUCUUGGAUUGGAUAAUGCAGGAAAAACAACAUUGCUACACAUGCUAAAAGAUGACAGACUUGGACAACAUGUCCCAACGUUACAUCCCACUUCAGAAGAACUAACCAUUGCUGGCAUGACCUUUACAACUUUUGAUUUGGGUGGACAUGUGCAAGCUCGAAGAGUGUGGAAAAACUACCUUCCUGCUAUCAAUGGCAUUGUAUUUCUGGUGGAUUGUGCAGACCAUGAAAGGCUGUUAGAAUCAAAAGAAGAACUUGAUUCACUAAUGACAGAUGAAACCAUUGCUAAUGUGCCUAUACUGAUUCUUGGGAAUAAGAUUGACAGACCUGAAGCCAUCAGUGAAGAGAGGUUACGAGAGAUGUUUGGUUUAUAUGGUCAGACAACAGGAAAGGGCAAUGUAUCUCUGAAGGAACUGAAUGCCCGACCCUUAGAAGUUUUCAUGUGCAGCGUGCUCAAAAGGCAAGGUUACGGAGAAGGUUUCCGUUGGAUGGCACAGUACAUUGAUUAACAACCACUUGCAUCGGUUCCAGGUCUCAUCAUUCAGGCCUACUCAGAGAUUUGAUCCACUCAACAUGCAUAACUUGAAUUCAAUAGACUUUUGUUGGUUAGAAAACAGAUUUUUUUAGAUUAUUAAUAUUAUAUCAACUUAAUUUGAGUGCAAAUUGAAAACUGAUUCAAGUUUGAGUAUCACAAUGUUAGCUUUCUAAUUCCAUAAAAUAGUUUAUACAGUUUAUAAUCUGACAUUAUCCCCAGUGCCAUUUAUAAAGAACAACUUUCCAGCAGUACAUUUGAAGCACUUUUUAACAACGUGAAGCUACGAAUACAAACCAUGUUUAAAAGCUCAUCAUGUUAAAUUUUUAUGUACUAUUUUGGAACUAGUUUUUAAAUUUUAGAUUAUAUGUCCACCUAUCUUAAGUGUACAGUUAAUAAUUAGGUUAUUGAUGAUUGCAUGAUGCCUUACAGUUUUCAAUAAUAUUUUUUCUUAUGCAAACGUCAUGCAAUAAAACAUAUCCUGAUGUUUGGCAUCUUUGUUGGGCAGGUGUUUCAUUUUAAUGUGUCUUAUCUAGCUAGUAUGCUCUGACGUUUUUAGUAUUUAAUAACAUACGUAUGAGGGGGUUGUGGGGCAGGGAGAUCACUUCAGAAUUUUUAGGAUAAUGUGUAAGUCUCUAGAAGCUUUUGCAUUUACCAUAAGACACACUGUGUUUGGUUCCAUUUUACACAUUUCUCUCUGCAUCGCGUAUAUUUGUCACAGUAAUGCUACCAUGAUUAAUGCUGAUGGGAUCCACCUUCUAGUUUCUGUGGGAUCGGUCUUUUGAAGAAAAGCACAUCUGGUACAACACAGGGUUAAUUGGGGGUUUGAUAGGCUUAUAGCUCCAUUCCAGUUGUCUGAUUCUGAAGUGUUCCAACUUACCGGUGCCCUGUUUUGGUCAUUUGUGCCUUUUCACCAAAAGUAGUGACGGGCACCAGUGUCCCCACAUUUAGAGGUACUCCCCACUCCCUUUUAAAUAAUGACGCAACAGGUAGCACAGCACCUUGUGCGUAGCUUCAUUGUAGAGGCCUGUAUGUGUGAGGAGAAAGGAAGCCUAUUCGGCCGUCUGAGCUGCAUGGGGAUUCUGGUCCUGUCCUAUAGCUCUUUUGCAUUGUUUGGCAUAUUUUAUUUCUCAUUAGAAAUCAAUGAAUGCUUGUGUUCGAUUUUCUUUUUUCUUAAUUGCUGUCAGCUCUUACUUUAUAUUUAUAGCACAAAGUCUUUUGUUUUUACAAGUAAUGCCUGCUGUGUGAUAGCAUCUGCAAGCCUCACUGAUAGAUUAAUGUUUUAGGUAGCUUUUAAAGCACUUUAAUUUUCUAAGAAAUUGAGUAAUUCUUUUCCAUGAGGUUCUGAGAUUCCUGUAAUUACUAAAAUAAGCUGAAAGAUAAGUGCCAAAUACGUAUUUUUAAAGACUCAAACUUAAGAGAGUUAGUUCUCUCUUGGUUAUAAACCAGGAUUUUAUAGUAUAUUUAACUAGUUCCAUUGAGAAUAGAUUGCUCCAUUCCAUCAAGAAUAAUUUUAAUAUCAGAAUUAGUGUUUUCUUUAGCUUUUUUCCAAAUCAGUUACUCUAGUUCUAUCAUUAAUAAUGGAACAUCUGAGACAGAUUAAGGAUUAAGGGAUAUGACUGGAAGGAAUCACCAGUUAGCUAAAUCAACAAGGUCAUUUCAGCAUGACCUCUGGUUUUAGUAAUAUGGCUCUUCUGUUUCACUUUAACCUUUCUUUCAAAUGAAAAUAGAGCUUCUUCCCUGCUUAGAAUCAUCACUAGCAUCAUGGGAAAAGGAGGAGAUGACAUAUCAACCUGUUGGUUUAUUUUGCCACAUUUAAUUCAAGUACUUACUCUUAGGGGCACCUGACUGGCUUAUUUUAUGGAGCAUGUGAUUCGACCUUGGGGUUGUGAGUUCAAGCCCCACACUAGAUGUAAAGAUUACUUAAACGAAUGAAAAAUAAAUCAAGUACUUCUAAUAUCCUGACUAAACAGAACUAGGCCUUAUUAAAAGUAACUGUCUCUUGUUGGUAUCUAUCUUGAGCACCUACAAGGACAUUGCAUUUUCUUCAAGUAUUUCCUUAUAUUGUGAUAUUGUGAAAUCAAUUACUUGUGUCAUAAAUUGGUAUAAAGGAAAAAACCCUCCUAAUUUCUCUGAAGUGGAGAAAUGCUUUCUGGUACAAAAUAUAUCAUUCCAGAAUUCUCAUUCUAGUUCUGACACUGGGAUCAUAGAAUUAAAGUCAGUUGUGGACCACAACUAAACUGUGGCUAUUUUCCCAAUGAUGAGAGAUUCUUACGGCCUGAAUGUUCAGAAAUGAAGCUGCACAUAGCAGCAAGUGGCUUUCAUCCCAGCUCUGGGGAGAUGGGCCCGAGUCAUUGGGCUUACCAUCUCACUCUUCCAGCUCCUCUGAACACAUCCAUUGAGUCACUGCUCCCCUUCAAGAGAAGCAUAUUAAGAGAAUUGCAAGAAAAAGUAAAAGCACAUGGGGAAGACAUUUACUCUCUACAUGCUUGUGCAAGUAUGUGCGCCUGUUCAGUAUUUUGGGGUAAAUUGUAGCAUUGGGGACAUAGAUUAAUUUUGUACCUUUUACCAUAAGUUGUGAAAAUGUAUACAAGAUUGGAUUCCAUAUAAAUCAGGCACUGCUCAAAACAUACAUUAAAAUCUUUAGUCUACAGCUCUAAAAAACAAGAUCUCAGCCUGCAUUUCUCAUUUUAAUGAAACCCUUAACCUCACACCUCUUUCAAGGAUUGCUGUUAAUUAUAUUUUCGGGUAACUUUUUAAACUGAUUCCAGUUUGUCUUUAGCUCAGUGAAUUUUUAAAAUGGAGAGAAGAGCAUAGCAUUUUUUAAAAUUGGGGCAAGACAUUUUCUGAAAUAUAUGAAAAAAAUUCUUCACCAUUGGCUUGGUUGACCCAGUAUCUUUGAAUGCCAAAGAUGUAUGAAUCCAGAUACUGCCUGCAUAGAUGUCAAUUUCAGUUUUGUGUGCUUAUAUGCAUAUACACAUUUACUGUGGUUUACAAUGUUUUUUUUUUCCUGAGUUUUGAACCAGCUCACACGUCUUCCUAGUACUUUCCAGCACAUAAACUUGCAAAAUAAUUAAAAUAAGGUAAUAGCUAUAAUAAUACUGUUUCUUGCCUUCUGCAAAAUGAUUUGAUCAGUCACAUUCAAAACACAUCAUUUUCACAAGUUCGAUCAUUAAAAACAGUGUAAUUCUAGCUGACAUGAUUUGAGAGUUGUAAGAGAAAGGUUUACAUGUUGUGAAACUGUAUUGGUUGUGACUCACUGUGGCAUUUCAGUUUUGAUAGUUAUGUGAUUCAAGUUUGCAAAGAUUUAUUGCCAAAUUUUCACUAGACUACAAUGAGAAGAGCUAAUAUGAAGGGAAUGCUCUCAAAAUAUCUUGCGUUCAUUUUACUUAGAAUAUAUUGUUUGAAUCAAUUUAAACCUAUGUAAAAGUUGGUGAAGGUUCCAAAAUUUUCCAAGAAAGCAUAAAAAAAUAGAGAUGAGCACAAAAAAAUUCCUUAAUGCAAAAUUAAAGAUGAAUUAAAGGUUUUCUAUGAACCUUUACUAUUUUUUGCUAUAAAUCUAAGCGUUCAGAAAACGGUGUAUCUUCAAUGAAGGUCUAAAUUCUCAAAACUAUAUGGUAUGCUUCUGAUGGCUUCCAUCACUGGUCUUUUGAAAUGCAAAUCAGUGCUUUUUAAGCCCCCAUUCCCCC
Mustela erminea (ermine) is the source of this 4442-nucleotide messenger RNA. It is a transcript of the gene SAR1B, whose product is annotated as secretion associated Ras related GTPase 1B. The transcript has 7 exons. Gene Ontology annotation, biological process: intracellular protein transport; membrane organization; endoplasmic reticulum to Golgi vesicle-mediated transport. The coding region runs from base 134 to 730 and encodes 198 amino acids. The record is from RefSeq and is a predicted model, not a curated record. Lineage: Eukaryota; Metazoa; Chordata; Mammalia; Carnivora; Mustelidae. Gene Ontology annotation, molecular function: GTP binding; GTPase activity. Gene Ontology annotation, cellular component: COPII vesicle coat; endoplasmic reticulum exit site.